GAUUGGUACUAUUGAAUAUCGUGCUCGAGGGUAAAGUAUUUUGCUAACUGUGAUUAAGUUAUCUACUACAAAGUCCAAAUGUAUCGGAAAAAUAAACAGUGGGCACUGUUCAGAAAUACAAAUAAAAGCGAGUAUUGCGCAUUAUUCAUGGCAGUUAUUUUCGCCACAAUAGGUGGUGCUUUACUACCCGUUCAUUCUCUUAUACUGAGAGGUGUAGUGAAUGACUUCACAGAGGAAAUUUUUCGAAAGGAAAGCAUCUUUGUAUACUCGAAAUGGUUCGCUCUUGUGGGUGUUACAGCACUGUUAUUAGCAUUCGGUCAAGAUUUCUUGAUCAAUGUGUUCACAAUCAGGCAAAUUAAUCGAAUUCGUUUGCUGUAUUUCAGAGUAAUGUAUUGUUUUUAGUUUUUUCAAAUUAUGAAUAUUUCGGAAUAAUUUUCUCAUUGAAGUUUAUUGUUCGUUUCAUCUUGAUUUAGUAUCUAGGUUGACGUUUACUUUGAAAUCAACGGAUGUUUACUUUUUUCAAGCGAAUUCAUAAAGGUUUAUGUCUCAGAGAUUGUUAUAUGCUAACGUAUAAUUGACAACUAUCCAUUGUUAGUCAAGUCGUAACUUUGUUUAAAAUUCAUCUACUAGCUUCAACCGUUGUUAGGUUUAUUCAAUACAUUUGAGGAUGGAAUAAAGUGAAAGCAAAUAUCGAGUUAUAUUAUUGGUUUGUGUAACUAUAUGUCUAUCUUAAUUCACCUACAUAGUUUACUUGGAGAGAAAGUUAUACUUACAACAAAUGAAAGUGAAUGCUUAAUAAAUGAACAUGGUCCAUUAUCGUAAUAACAAUUCACUACACGAUUGUUUUUUGACAGCUAUUUAAUCUAACUUUGUAAUUACAUCAGUGCUAGCAGUAAGUCGGCUAUGUUUUUACUAUUUACGUUUUCUGGAGCAUUAUGUUACAGGAAUUAUUUUUGACAUAAAACAUAUUAGUAUUAGAUAACGUUUUAUUAAGGAAGAAUGAUAGUUUGAAUGAAGACCUACUAGAAUCGCAUUUCUCAUUCCAUAAAGCAACUCAGAACGAAUCCAUUUUUGAUGUUAAUCUCUAUGAGACUGAAGAAAGCAUGUUUACUUAAAUACUUUUUGAAAAUUGGUCUUAGUUUUUAAACGACAGUGAAGGAGCAGCUAAAUGUACAGCAAAUAUUUUCCAGAGCAUUCCAACACAGAGUUGGUAUUUUAUAAGGAAGGUAUUGAUAUAAGUAAUUACUAAAUAAUGCUACAUAUGCCCCAUAUCCCUAUUUUUGGGGAGCCAAAAUAGAAAACUUUGGGAAAUGACAGAAAAACUCCAAAAUUUCCACAAACUUUGAGGAAAACUAACAAACCUCUCACGACUUUGGGGAAAACCCAAGAUUUACCCAAAAUUCCCCAGAAUGGUGAGAUUGGGUAGUUCUGGAGUUCAUAAUGGUCUUGAGAAAAAAAUUAGUGUUCUUGAUGAUAGAAAAAACAGUAAAUCCACUGCCAGGAGGACAAAGUGUUAAGACUUUUAUUGUAGCCAUGUUAGGGUCAUAUAAAAUAUCUUGCUACGUGAUAAUCUAGUUUUUACGUUCCGGAAUCGCUCCCCCUUUUCAUUCGGUAGUUUUGUUAACGGUAAGUUUAAUUGAAACUGUAGAUCAUUUUCUCGUUCAAACAAUUUGCUGAAAAAUGUCUAGGAUUUCGUUGCUUAUGUGAGGCGUUUGGUGUAAACUCAUCGGGCUGUAACACUUUUAAACUGUAACUCUAUUAAUGUCUUCUAACAUAUCUAGUAGAAGAUAGGACUCAUUGAUGUUAUGUUUGUGUAAUUUUACAAAUGGGGUUUGAGCAGAUCCAAAUAAUGAUAUCAGUAGAUUUUACCAAAAAAUAGUGUUUUUUACAUAUACAUAUGAAAGUGUGUAUACGUAAAUUCAGCUAUAAAAUCAACUCACGAUGACACUGUAGAGGCGUGCAAAAAGUAAGUGAUUAAGAAAAUAAUAGUGAACUUUUAUGCACAAACUUAAAUAUCGGGAUGCAAACUAGGUGAGAUCUAUUUUGUCUCGAAGUAAAGAUCUAUACUUUGAAUAACCGAGGCAUCAAACAUUGUGGUUAUUUCUCACAGAAGUAAAUUUUCGGUUGUUUGAUAUUCCAAUCGGUUUAUAUUUAAUGACAAGCGUUUCCAACUGUUAUUUUUUAGAGCAUUUUACGCCAGGACAUUGCAUGGUUUGAUGAACAAUCAUCUGGAUCACUAAUCAGCACACUAUCUCACAAUAUAAACAACAUUCAACUAGGGAUGGGAUCAACAUUGACUGAUUUCAUAAAAAACUUGUCUGGAUUCAUAGUAGGCAUUAUAAUUAAUUUUACAGUGGGGUGGAAACUUGCCUUGGUUGCUUGCGCUAUACUGCCUAUCAUUGGUGCGGUCUUUGGGUGUUUUGGUUUUCUGAUGAAAUAUUUCACCCUUAAGGAAAUAGUUGCAUACACACGUGCUGGUGCUGUUGUCAGUGAAGUUUUAGAAGCUAUACGCACUGUUGUUGCGUUUGGUGGAGAGAAAAAAGAGUUGAAACGAUAUCGAGAGCAGCUGGGAACGGCAGAAGAAGCUGGGCUAAAGAAAGUAGUAGCAUCAGGUGCAGUCAAUGGGACCAUUGGACUGACUGUGUUUUGUUCUACUGCCAUACUAUUUUGGUAUGGCUUUAAAUUGAUAGUAAAGGAAGAUUAUGAUGCUGGAGCUAUUGUGACGAUUUUCGUGAAUGUUCUUUUAGGAAGCGUUUUUCUGGGUAACGCUCUACCAAGUUUUCAAUAUUUUAUGAACGCACAGGCGUCAGCCACUGAAAUCUAUAGUAUUAUCGAGCGUACCCCAGAAAUUGACAAAAACUGUCACGGGAGGCUCAUUCCGAACUUUUCUGGCAACGUCACAUUCAGCAAUGUUUCUUUCGCAUACCCAAGUCGACCAGAUACUGCCGUUUUAAAGAAUUUUAAUUUAAGCAUCAAAAGUGGGCAAACUGUGGCAUUGGUUGGACCGAGCGGUUCAGGGAAAAGUACCGUUAUUCAUAUGUUGCAAAGAUUUUAUGACCCAACGAAAGGCAAGGUACUAAUUGAGAAUGAGGACAUCAAGAAUGUGGACCUGAAAGCUUAUCGUAACCAGAUAGGCUGUGUACAACAAGAACCGGUUCUUUUCGAAGGAACUAUCAGUGACAAUAUAAGGUUAGGAAAGCUUGAUGCAACUCAGGAUGAGAUAGAAGAAGCUGCGAAGCUUGCCAACGCUCACGGAUUCAUUCAACAACUCCCAGAUGGAUACGACACUUAUGUGGGUGAACGAGGUGGCGGAAUGUCAGGCGGUCAGAAGCAAUGUAUAGCAAUUGCUCGAGCUCUAAUUAGAAAACCAAGGUUGCUGCUGUUGGAUGAAGCAACGUCUUCACUUGACGCGAAAUCAGAACGUGUUGUCCAAAUGGCUUUGGAUAGAGCGAUUGAGGGGAGGACUGUGGUAGUUGUUGCUCAUCGUCUUACAACAGUUCGUAAUGCGAAUUUGAUAGUCGUGCUUGAUAAGGGGGUAGUUUGCGAAUCUGGGACACACGAUGAACUUGUUGCUGGAAAGGGUCUUUAUGCAGCGAUGCUUAGUAACCAGAGAAUAUUGGAAAGUGCUGAGAACGAUGAUAGUGAAUUAUUUGAUGAAGGAUCUCGAAAUAAAUAUGUUGUCAGUGGAAAAGACUUGUUGACAAAAUUAGACGAUGUUUAUAAAAUGGAUAAUGGUGAGGAUAGUAUAUCUGAAACAACUGGAAAUGUUCCUCAUGCGAAUUUUUCCCUUAUUUCAACAAUUUCAGUUCUACGUAAUCAAAAAAAGGAUAUCAAAUUUUCCCCAACAUUAAGGAUUUUAAAACUUAAUAGACCUGAACUACCUCUGAUAGUUUUAGGGUGUAUUUGCUGUGUGAUUAGUGGGACCACUCAACCAGCUUUUGCAAUUCUGUAUACUGAAAUGUAUAGCAUUUUUCCUUUGCGAUCUAAUCCAGAUCUGCUGUUUAGUCGACUUACUGUUGUAUGUGGGAUGAUGGUGGUGAUUGGCAUUCUACGUUUCGUAGCUAACAUCAGUCAGAGCUUAUUUUUUGGAAAAUCAGGCGGUAUAUUAAUUAGUCGCAUACGAUUAAAAGUUUUUGAGAGCAUGCUAAAUCAGGAAGUAGGAUGGUUUGAUAAACCGGAGAAUCAACCAGGAAUAUUGACUGCAAAACUGGCCAAUGAUGCUAUGAGAGUGACAAUGAUUUCAGGUUCACAAUUGGGUUUCAUCAUAGAAGCUGUAGCAUUGAUGGCUAUGUCUUUUGUGGUUUCAUUUAUCUACAGUUGGCAACUGACUCUUCUAAUACUAGUCUUCUAUCCACUUAUUGUCAUCGGAGGAUUUUUCCAGAUGCGAACACUUUCAGGAAGCAGUAGUAUUCGGAAUGCUAAUGAAUCAAUGAGAAUUGCUCAAGAAGUGAUUGGCUCAAGCUACACAGUUACUGCAUUUACAUUAGAAGAUUACUUCUUUAAACGUUUUGAAUCUCAUGCAGUUGAAAAUGUAAAGAAAAACUUGAAAACGAUAUUUUUCAAUGCCAUUAUGUACGCUAUCGCAGAAAGUGUAUUGUUUUUCUCAGUAGCUGCUGCGUAUUCACUUGGUGCACACUUGGUUUCAACAAAAACAAUAACGGUUUUAGCAGUGUUCAGGGUUUUCGUAACUAUCCAUUUGAGUGCUCAAUCUCUUGGUCGUACAGCUACACUAGUUUUGGGUACUAAGGCAGCAGGUUCAGCUGCGAAAUGUAUUCUUGAAAUUCUGGACAGAAAACCUCUUAUUUCAACUAACAUAGGGAUUGUACCACAUGAAAAAUUCAAAGGGAAAAUUUCGUUCAAGAACAUUGAUUUCAAAUAUUCCGCUCAAACUGAGAGACGGGUUCUUAAGAACUUUUCACACACUGUUGAACCUGGUCAAACGGUUGCAUUAGUUGGACCUUCUGGUUGUGGGAAAUCAACACUGCUUCAGUUAGUAUUGAGAUUUUACGAUCCAUCAUACCAUGGUCCCGAUAGUGGCGUGUUUUUCGAUGAUAUCAAUAUUAGAGAUAUUGCACCUAGUUGGGUUAGAAAACAGAUUGGUCUUGUUUCACAAGAACCCACUUUAUUCGAUCUCACCAUAAGAGAGAAUAUUGCGUAUGGAGACAAUAGUCGAGAAGUGACAAUGGAAGAGAUUAUUGAGGCAGCACGUGCAGCUAACAUCCAUGAUUUUAUUACAACACUUCCAGAGCAAUAUGAAACCAAAGUUGGACAACGUGGAACGAAGCUAUCUGGAGGACAGAAACAGAGGAUAGCCAUUGCACGAGCUUUAGUUCGUAAACCUGUUUUACUUGUGUUGGACGAAGCCACUUCAGCUUUAGACAAUGAGAGUGAGCGUAUAGUUCAAGAAGCUCUUGAUGCUGCUAUGGGGUCGAGAACAUCAUUAGUUGUUGCCCAUCGUCUAUCGACAAUUGUCAAUGCUGAUUUGGUAGUAGUUUUACAGGAUGGAUGUAAGAUAGAGUCUGGACCUCCAGCAGCAUUGCUCGCUAAGAAAGGAGCUUUCUAUGCAUUGCACCACAUGGAGAAUUAAAUCAACUCAUCAAACUCGUUCAUCAAUACACAUCUUUUUGGUGUUUUUAUUUUGAUAUAAUAUUAUUAAUAUUUUAUCUUUUUUUAAACUGAUAUUCGAUAGGAAAUAGGGCGAAUUAAGUAUCGUGUGUUGGAUUACUAUUGUUAUAUAUUUCCUAAUUUUUAGUUAUCAGGAGUAAUUUAUAUGACAAAAAUAUUCAUUUAUCAGUUUAUUUUCAGCACAAUAUACGAAACUGUACAUGUGCUUUUGAAAAUGCAAGUUGUGUACCAUACAUUCUUUACAGCUCUUAUUUUAUGGUUAUUGUUAAACAUACCAGUGACAAAGAUCGAAGCUAUUAAAUAUUUAUAAAACCUCUGGAAUUAAAAUUAAAUGCUUGUAACAUUUUGCCGGUCAGUUGGACCUAAGCUUCAGUGAGAUUAUCGAAACCGUCGAAAACACAUAUGGUCAAAAAUAAAUCUGGACCACAUAUCUGUCGAAACACGCUGAUUGUCUACAUCUGUUUAGGUUAUGGUUAAGAUGAAUUCAAUGUGAAUUGCUUUCAAAUCUUGAUGCAUAAUGUUUUUUGUCGGUAUGUGUAUGCUACCCUUAUCGAAUUUUCACUGAACAUUUGACGUCUUAUCUUAUAGUCAGUAUAGUACUCGAAUUUUUUGUCAUGAUGAAAUUACGCUUUCAACUUAAGCAAUUAUGUUGUGGUAUCUCGCCGUCUUUCUGGAUGGCAAGGAGAAAGCGACAGCUUUGAGAAGACCCAUAAUAUAGGACAUAAAUAGAAUCAGAUUCAGAAAUGUUAGCGGAGACUUUUGUGACACAAAUAUUUUCUCCAGGUAAAAUAUACCUUGCUUACCGACCCUAAAAUUUUACAGCCUAACUUUGUUUUUCUGGUGGGUAAGCCAAUUUACACUACAAACCGUCUUCAAAGAUGGCCUGUUUUUGAAUUGUAUGUUUAAUGUCGAAUGAAAUUGUAAAUGUAAGUUUUUUCAUGUAAGUGUUCCAUUGCUUUUAAAAACGUCAACCGAAUCCUCUUGACUCAAUAGGAUUACAGCAAUAUGUAACGAAAUCUAUAGGUCACAGCUACCAUUAUUGGAUAAAUUUUAUGAAUAGAUCAAAGAACCAGUGUGUUAAUGAAGUAAUUGUUCUAAAGCUUCGAACAAACAUUGAAAGCCCAACAGGAUUUUUGGUCAGUUUCUACUAACACGCAAUCUCACUCAUGUUGACCUACUACGAUCGCUUCUUUCCACUCAUGAUUUGUCUAUCAGCAAUAAAUACCGACGCUCAAAACAUAAAUACUUACUCAAAAAUAACCGUUUUUCAUAGGUAAAUAGAAACACUUGAAAAAUAGCGUACAAUUCUCAUUGGAACUUAGCUUUUGAGGUCAUGAAAUUGAAAAAACAAAGUGUUUGCUAAUCAUAUUUAUUUUGAUCAUUUCCCACUCUUUCGUUUAGAACAUAUGUGUAUAGAAUAAAGUUAACAUUAACAUUUAUUCUAUUAUUUGUAACUCAAUCUAUUGGUAUGAAUCAGUUGAUUGAUAGGACAAAUGGAUCCGAUUUGAACUGCUACGUCAUGAGUACAUAACGAAUAUAAUUAUUACUCAAUGAGUCUCACAAAUAUAAGACAAGAAUACCUACUUUGAGACUAAUUAUAAUUAAUAGUGAACAUAAUAAAGUUCCAUUUAUAGAUAUGUAUAUAUUUUUUAACAAAGUUAAAAUUACAAUAAAAAAACUAAUGAAAUAUUUUAUAAUGACUAGCCAAACGGUACAAUUAGUUAUUAAAAGGGGUUUCUUGAAAAUUUUAGUAAUUUUAUAUAGUUGAAAUCAUGAGUCAUUUGAAGCUAGACCACCAUGGAAUACCUGGAAGCACUCGACGGCCGUUUCGUUCUCUUGUAGGACUCCUCAGCGGUGGGCAUCCACGAUCCUACCUCGAGAGAUUUGAACUCAGGAUGAAGGCUCAAUGGUCUAGUGGUUAAGCGUUUACGCCCGAGACUGAUAGGUCCUUUAUAUUUUCCCUCCUUGAUUAAUUGAAUUUAAUUAUAUAACCCUUUUGUAUUAGAUAUAAAUAUUGGUAUAUUUUACUUAUUUAGCUACUAUAAUCAUCAUUUGAAAAUGUAUUACCUUAGUAACUACAUUAAUUACAAUUUAAUGAUAUAUUUCAUUAAUGGGAAUUAAUUAAACACUAAUAAAACUAAUCAAUAAAUUUAUUUAUAAAUUUUUC
Schistosoma rodhaini is the source of this 7792-nucleotide messenger RNA. Lineage: Eukaryota; Metazoa; Platyhelminthes; Trematoda; Strigeidida; Schistosomatidae. The record is from the annotation of a GenBank genome assembly.